Molecule: messenger RNA, 903 nt
Organism: Drosophila pseudoobscura
Lineage: Eukaryota; Metazoa; Arthropoda; Insecta; Diptera; Drosophilidae
Gene: trsn
Product: translin
Exons: 5
Coding region: 38-739 (233 amino acids)
Biological process (GO): RNA metabolic process
Cellular component (GO): nucleus; cytoplasm
Molecular function (GO): RNA binding; single-stranded DNA binding; sequence-specific DNA binding
Source: RefSeq, a predicted model, not a curated record
CGUCCACACCGGCAUAAACAAGCAAAAAGACAACAAAAUGACGAAUUUCGUGAAUAUGGAUAUGUUUUCAAACUACCAGAAGUAUAUAGACAACGAGCAGGAGCUUCGAGAGAAUAUCCGCCUUGUGGUGAGGGAAAUCGAGCAUCUGGCAAAGGACGCGCAAAUAAAGUUGCAGAUAAUUCACAGCGAUUUAAGCCAAAUUAGCGGCGCCUGCGGCUCGGCCCGGAAGCUAAUCGAAGCCUGUGCCGAGAAGUAUGUAAAAUUGGCCACAUUGGUGCCACCAGGGCAAUACUACAGAUACUCCGAUCACUGGACCUACAUUACACAGCGGUUGAUUUUUCUUAUUGCCUUGGUCAUUUACUUGGAGGCGGGCUUUUUGGUGACUCGCGAAACAGUGGCCGAAAUGCUGGGCUUGAAGACCAAGCCCGGUGAAGGCUUCCACUUGGACGUCGAGGACUAUUUGCUGGGCAUAUUGCAGCUUGCGUCGGAGCUCUCGCGGUUUGCCACGAAUUCCGUCACGAUGGGCGACUAUGAGCGCCCCCUGAACAUCUCGCACUUUAUUGGAGAUUUGAACACGGGCUUUCGAUUGCUCAAUCUGAAGAACGACGGCUUGCGCAAACGCUUUGAUGCCCUCAAAUACGACGUGAAGAAGAUCGAAGAGGUUGUCUACGACGUCAGCAUACGUGGCCUAUCCAACAAGGACAAGGAUGGCGAACAGUCGGCAGCACCAGUCGAGUAGUUCAGCCCAUACUCGGAUCAAAAAGACUCCACUUUCCUUAAUAUCAAAAACCAUCUGAAAAGUUCAGUUUAUAUUUAAUCUAAGACACCGGUACAAGUGAACGAUGUUAAGCUUGAAAGCGCAUUCUUGCUCUGUUUAAAUACAUAUAUCUCAGUAGUCGGGAA